AUGCGGCAAUUAACAGAAGAGGAGCUGAAAACAAUGCUGGGCAAACUGGCCGGCUAUACUGGUCGUUCACUGAAUAACCUCAUUACAGCAUCUGAGGAUGACGAUCGAUACGUAUUUCGACUUCACGGCUCCCGAGCCUACUAUCUGAAGUUAUCACUGGCAAAUAUGGCGACUUCGAUUCCUCGCUCAAACCUCCUUUCGCUUGGAACCUGCAUGGGAAAAUUCACCAAGACCGGAAAGUUCCGUGUACAACUCACGGCGCUGGACGUCAUUGCGCCGCACGCAAGAUACAAGGUGUGGAUUCGCGAGAAUGGACAGAUGCCUUUUCUGUACGGCUCGAACAUCGUUCGUACCCACGUUGCUCGUUGGAGUGAGGAUAUUCCUGAACAUCAAGGUGUGGUGGUAUACAACAUGGACGAUACUCCGUUAGGAUUCGGAAUCACGGCAAGGAGCACCCAAGAACUACGAAAAUUAGAUCCCUCUGCGAUUGCCGUUUUCCGCCAGACAGAUCUCGGAGAAUAUUUACGCGAGGAAGAUACUCUUUUCACAGCAUAG
Aspergillus tanneri is the source of this 555-nucleotide messenger RNA. It is a transcript of the gene NIP7, whose product is annotated as ribosome biosynthesis protein NIP7. Gene Ontology annotation, molecular function: RNA binding. The transcript has 3 exons. Gene Ontology annotation, biological process: ribosomal large subunit biogenesis; ribosome assembly. Bases 1 to 555 code for a protein of 184 amino acids. NCBI's taxonomy places the organism in Eukaryota, Fungi, Ascomycota, Eurotiomycetes, Eurotiales, Aspergillaceae. The record is from RefSeq and is a predicted model, not a curated record. Gene Ontology annotation, cellular component: nucleus; nucleolus; preribosome, large subunit precursor.